Molecule: messenger RNA, 4711 nt
Organism: Sus scrofa (pig)
Lineage: Eukaryota; Metazoa; Chordata; Mammalia; Artiodactyla; Suidae
Source: RefSeq, a predicted model, not a curated record
UCUUUCUGUCUUUCCUUCCUUCCUUCCAUUUUUUGGUCACCCUUCUGCAUAUGGAGCUUCUGGGCCAGGGAUCAGAUAUGAGCCGCAUUCGCAACCUAAGCCUCUGCUGCGGCACCACUGGAUCUUUAACCCACAGUGCCGGCCUGGGGAUUGAACCCUCAUUCCAGCGCUCCCAAGAUGCUGCUGAUCCCGCUGCACCACAGCAGGAGCUUUGAGCGGUGACUGUUUUAAUCUAGAAUUUAGGGCAGGCAUUGUGUCCACCCCUCACCAUUGUCGUGUCAGUCUCACUUUCCUCCUGGCUUCUCAGCCAUCUCCUAUAUUUAUUUUUCCAGUUAAUUUUCCUGCUGCCCAGUGGGCUCUGUAAGUACUUGAUCAGGGGCGUGUUGUAGAUGGUACAGAAUCUCAGGAAACUUACUGCUGAAAGGGACCAUCAUCCAGCGCUCUCCCAGUAAUCAGGGACCCUGAACCUUGAGGCUGCGCCUUCCUUUGGAAACCCUAGAAUCCAUUCUGACCAAGACCUGAGAGGGCUGGGUCCAGGCAGGGGUGCCCGCUCACCUGAGGCCACAUUCUUUCUCUUAUUAUCAAAGCUGAUUAGCGGGAUGUAGAUGUGCUUGGCUCUGAAGUCUCUCCUAAUCUUUUCUUUCUUUGUUGCCUAGAAUUUAGAGAAAGCAAAGCCAGUGGUGAAAUGUAUCACCUUUCAGAAACGAAUAGCAUCUUAAUUGACUCCCUUUGAAAACAUGACAAACUGGGAUUUCUAAGUCCGAGUGUAAUCUGGUACCCUUGAGGUUGGGACCUCCAGCUGGGGCGUGCUGGGGAGACUGGUCCACCUCCAAGUUUGUUUUCUGGCUCCAAACAAACGAAUGGCUGUUUGACGAUUGGCACGCUACCCGGUUUUAAAAGUACAACCAUAUAGGGUAUGGAAGACUGGUAACCAGGGGGUUUAAGAAGUGAGGUCAUGGAAGGCCCAGAUGAAACGCUUUUAAUGGGUAUCACGACAGCAAUUAAUCUUAUUAACAUGCCGGGCCCGGAUCUGCUCUCCCUGCCCCGGGUGUGCAGAAGGUAUUCGAGGGCAGGCUUUGAAGGACUCUCUUCUUUGAUGGUGCAGAUAGAUGACAGAAGCGUAUCAAACUUUGUAUCUGGUAUCAUAAAGGCCUUUUGUGUGUCCGUGCAGAUGCAUUCAGUUUUGAGAAGCAAGUGAAAAAAUCUUGAUGCACGCUGGUAAGAUGGACAAAAGAGGAUGAGUUUUAAAUGCAGUCUUGGAGCUGUGUUCCCUGGCCCCAGGCAGAACCAGUUGAAAAGGAGCGAAGCCCCUUUCUUGAUGCCCAGCAUCCAGCUCGUUCCACCUCCAGGAGUGAAAGAUUUAAGAACAUGUGGGUCGUUGGGAGGCAAGAGUAAACACAGGAAGCAACAAACGGCAGAAGGUGUCGUGAUGCGAAAUCUGAAUUGCUGGGGUAGCACAGGGGUGCCGGAGAUAGAGGAUGUGGAAAAAGAGAAGGAAACCCACAGUUACCUCAGCAAAGAGGAAAUCAAAGAGAAAGUGCAUAAGUAUAAUUUAGCAGUCACAGACAAGUUGAAGAUGACCUUGAAUUCAAAUGGGAUUUACACUGGCUUCAUCAAAGUGCAGAUGGAACUCUGCAAGCCUUCCCAGUCUUCUCCGAACCCUGGAAAACUCGCUCCCAGCAGCAACGGCUACAUGAACACGCUUCACAUCAGCAGCACCAACACUGUCGGGGAGGUGAUCGAGGCCCUGCUCAAAAAGUUCCUUGUGACCGAGAGCCCUACCAAGUUUGCACUUUAUAAGCGGUGUCACAGGGAAGACCAAGUCUACGCCUGCAAGCUCUCAGACCGGGAACAUCCACUCUACCUGCGUUUGGUCGCAGGGCCCAGGACGGACACACUUAGUUUUGUUCUUCGUGAACAUGAAAUUGGAGAGUGGGAAGCCUUCAGCCUGCCAGAGCUACAGAAUUUCUUGCGGAUCUUGGACAAGGAAGAAGAUGAGCAGCUGCAGAACCUGAAGGAGCGCUACGCAGCCUACAGACACAAGCUGGAAGAAGCCCUCGGCGAGGCGUGGAAGCCCGGGUAACGCGUGGGGGCUCCCUGCCCCUCGGGCUCGGGGACGGCGUGGGACCUGCGUGCAAACCCAGCAGCUGGUGUCUCUCUUGUCGGAGGGCGGUUUUCCUGCCCCAUGAUGCUCGGGCCUUUCCCCUGAACGAAAUUUCUAGGCCUAGUUCCCCACGCUGGUCACGCAGCACUUCGGCGCCCUCCGGGAGGGAUCCUGCACGCUUGUUCCGUUUCGGCACCGCGGUCUUACCUCUCGGCAAGCUGUGAACCUGUAGUCUCAUCUGGAGCAUUUUGGGGGGCUUUGAAGCAUGGACUCUUGGGUGGUGUUUUUGUUUUUCUUCUUCUUUUAGCUCGUUGUCCUUAGGAUGUGAUGAGGAUGUGAAGCUGAAGGUUGUGCCGGUGCUUCGGUGGAAGCUUAGCAAGGAAUCGGUUGGAAUACUUAUCCUAUGUUGAAACUACCUGUUGGUUUAGGGGGUUUUGGUGUUUUAAAUGUCAGAGAAAACAAUCUGUGGGAAUUGAAGGGCACAGGAAGCUAGGACCUCUGAGGAGUUGGUGAAGGAUUCUGGAGGAGUCUGACCAAGAAAGUGAAGAGUAAGUUUGGAAGAGGGUGGGUGGAGGCGGGGAGCCCUGAGGGACGGUGGUUUGGGCCAGGAGUGGAGGGUAGAGGAGGAGGUGAAUUUGCUUGUCGAUGAGUUAAACGCUUUCCGUUUUGAGACGUUCAGUUUAGAGACCUUAAACCCACUGUCUAUGGCUUGAUUUCCUGGCGAGUCAAAUGUGGGAACAGAACCAAAGAAAGUAGGAGCUAGACCGGAAGGAGGGGCUGACUGCAGCGGAGCAGGGAACCCAGCGUGGAUAUUCACACGGGACAGAGCUGCCCUCUCAGCUGCCAGCCCCCAUUCGGCCUUCUCUUCUCGGGGUGCGCGGUCCGAUGGGUGCCGCUUCUCUGGGCCGUGGGGCCGUGGGCCCUGAGCAUCUGCGAUGACUCCUGUGACGUCACAGCUUUCCUCCCAGGUCCUUUUCAAAGUGGAAAAGGAGUUUGGGAAGGAGGCGGCUUUUUGCCACCACCCCCCCCCCCCCCGCCCCCCAGUUAUUAGCAGCCGGGAGGUCGAUCCGGUGAAGAGCUCCCGGCACACUUUGGUGACAAUCCCUCCCUCCUCUGCCUCGGCUUCCCUUUUUUUUUUUCCCCUCGCUCCUCCCUCCUUCCCUGUACUCACUUCUUUCCCUUCUCCCUUUGUUUUACAAGUUGAAGCCUCAUCUUACACAGAGCGGAACAGUGGUGUGGGUUAAAGACCCAGGACUGUCAGAUCCUCAGUUCCAAAGGGUGACCACCUGACUGUAAGGAGGAGGGUAGCGUCCACCAGCCCCCCCACUUGACCACACAGGAGGGGGUUCUUUAUGGAGGUGUUUUCACACAAGUGCAUGUUCCUGCAAACCAAAGAGUGCGUGUGCAAUAGGAGCCUUCCUCGGAGCAAGUGAAAUAACCUCAUUUUACACAGCAGUUAAUCUGAAAACAACAGGAAAGUUGUGCUGUGCUUCUGGAGUGGCCUUACAGUCUGUUUUUAGUCUAGAUAUUGUUUGUUUAUAAAUUCCCAAGGAAUUGUUAACACUUUGGUGACACCUAAUGGAUUCUUUUUGAAAUUCCAAGGUGCUUCAGUUCUUUGCCUCUUCAGUGAACUGUGGCUUUUUUUUAUUGCAUUUCUUUGGUCCUUGUGGUGGCCCUUCUGACUUUUCAGAGAACACCCUUCUUGUUGGAGGCAGAUGUAAGUGUCGCUUCUGCUUUGCCACAUGCAUUACUGAGACAAUCAUAUCUUCCUGAGCUUUUUAAGGAAAGUUGGAAAGAAAAAAAAAAGUAGAACUAGCUAUAAAAUAUGUAUGGCACCUCUUGUUUAAUUUUGCAUGCAACUUCUUUUUCGUGCAUUAAUGAGGUUUUAGUGACAUUGUCAUCUAACACUUUACCUUCAUUGUUCAGGGAAUGCCUUCAUGAUUUUUGUACUGGUUUUACUAUUCAGAGAAUGGCUUGGGUGUGAGGAUACUGUUAUCAACCACCUGGUCUUUUAAUUACCCAUCCCAGUAAGCGCUUAUUUUGUGAAGCCUUAUGUUUCUCAGAUUCAGACACUGUUAGAACCUUAAUAUAGUAGUUGAUGGGUAUCUGUGAAUUUUUUUUUUUUUUUUUUUUUUUUACUUGAAGUAGAUUGUCUAAAUUAGGCAUCCUCAUCUGCAUUAUCCGGGACCUCGCUCACUGUCAUGUGCACUACAAGUCGCAAUUUGGAAAACUGUGUCGCAAUCCUGUUGGUUCAUGGUUCUUGAAGACCGACGGUCUUUCCCAAAACACUGGCGACUGCAGCAGCAUUUUUAAUGUGUAAAAGGCCACUGAGGCCAAAGAUUUUUUUAAAAUCAUUGUACAAAUUCUGAUGUUAAACUAUUAAGCUUUGCUGUAAUACUGUUUUCUCUUCAAUAUGUGAUGGUACAGGAACGAGGUUAAAUGAAGGGGUCGUAUUGCAGGGGAGCAUUUUAAAUCACAGAAGUAAAAAAAUUAUAAUAUUUAUAAUUUUGAUGAAUUUAAGUUUAUUUUUAUGGGGAAGAGUUUUCUUCUCUAAAAUUGUUUCUGGAAUGGCAAAUUGUUUCCAUUAUUAAAAGUUGAAGUUGUUAA